UGUAUCUUGCUGCAGCAAUUUGUGUGGUGAUAGCACAAGGAAUAGUAUUGUUCACAACUUGGCAGUACACAUUCACCACCAUGAAGCUACUUCAUGCUGCUGGUCAGGAUGCCAAAAUAACAACUUUGCUCCUCCGUGAUGGAACCAUAUACUUUGGGGUCCAACUAGUUGUGGAUGUCUUGGUAGCUACAAGCACAUAUACAGAGGUGCUUGCUGUGUUUACAGCUUUUCCUGGCAGCCUCACAGCAGUAAUCAUGUCCCGUUUCCUCCUGAACCUUCGCAGUGCAGCCAAUCCUGCAGAGGGUACAACUUCAGCAUCCAUGUCUGAGCUCCAUUUCUCAGGCCCACACUCUCUUGGUGGAUCUAUUGUUUUCCAUGAGGAUGACAAUGAGGAGAUGGUAGAUGAAGAGUUCACAGAUGGAGGAGAUGGACAAGGAAAUACUUAUGUUCAUGGUGCUGAGUAUGUUUGAGCAGCCACUAAGUUGACAUUUCAUAGAACUGAUUCUGG
Rhodofomes roseus is the source of this 508-nucleotide messenger RNA. RefSeq lists its product as uncharacterized. The transcript is spliced from 5 exons. The record is from RefSeq and is a predicted model, not a curated record. Lineage: Eukaryota; Fungi; Basidiomycota; Agaricomycetes; Polyporales; Fomitopsidaceae. Bases 81 to 470 code for a protein of 129 amino acids.